UGAUCCCAACAAAUGCUCCUUAAUUAUUAGAAUUAUAGAGCUGGUCGAUGCGAACCUAUAAAAAGCUGAGUUUUAUACGCUGUAACAGCAUUUCUUCAACAUUAUUAUUGAACAUAAUAGUAUCCACUUCAAAUAUGUUUAGACUUGGUUUAAUAUUAUUUUUAUUUGUUACAAUGUUUAACAUAGCUCGAGGAAUUCCUAUCUUAUUGAAAGGAUCAUCACCUUCCGGUGAUGCAGUGGUGACGAUAUCAUCUAACGAUCCACAAGUUGUAAAAUAUAUUGAAUCCAAAUAUCCAUCAAAGCCUGGCGUUCCACGAAAUAUUGUGACCAACAAUCCAGAGGACCUUAUAAGAAGCAGCUUCAGUUUCGCCGGGCCAGGACAUGCGGUUGCCGGCACUGGCCGUAGCAUAGUAUCUGCAGCGUCCUUAAACUCAUUUGUGCCACCCCUAUUCUUUGCACCGUUGAAUUUAGAUAGUCUGGGACUUGGUGAGUUUGGACAGUUAAACAACUGGUUCAGGGGUGUCAACGGAUUCCCAGAUACAAGGUUUGGAGGCAAUGGAGAAAUAAACACAGUUGCAGCUAUAAAUGACAACGGCCACAUAUAUCGCAAUGUGAAAACAGUGACUUUUAACAGACCAAAAAGAAUAAUUAGUAAAUACAAUUAGAUUAUAAUAUUCUGUAAAUUAUUAUGACUU
Molecule: messenger RNA, 695 nt
Organism: Achroia grisella
Lineage: Eukaryota; Metazoa; Arthropoda; Insecta; Lepidoptera; Pyralidae
Exons: 2
Coding region: 48-665 (205 amino acids)
Source: RefSeq, a predicted model, not a curated record